UGUAUGUGCAGAGAGAUUGAAUGAAUUAAUAAGGUGGUGGUGUGCGGGAGAUGAUUGUAUAUCCCAAACCAAACCAAACCAAAUGCACGAUAAGAGUCAUUCACAUGUGCUGCAUGACGCAUGCAUUGACAUUAAGGCAGACCGAUGCGCGCCAAUCAGGCAAGUGAGACAAGGCAGCACACAGCCCAGGAAAGAAGGACAGACCAUCCACACACCAGAGAGAGCCGAAUAGCCAGCUAUGUACGUAUGGAUGUAUGCAUGUAUGCACAUCAUCACAUCCUACUGACGCACUUGUCUGUCUCUUGGCCUGUCUGUCUGUCUGUCUCACUCAUCUGUGGUCGUCGGCUAUCUGCCCUGCUGUUUCCUGAGCAGCCCACAAUACCGCCCGACCAUAACGUAGGUCGCCUGCACAUUAAGCCGCGUCAUCUGCACACACCAUUAUGAGUCAAGUUUCACCCAUUUCUCUUGCCUACCCACCUGGGGGAACACUGAUCCGUCGCAGAUUGCCAGAUUCUCCAAACCCAUCACGCGAAACUCCUUGUCAACCACAGUGCCCAUCGCCGCCGAUCUGCAGAAGGCACACAUACAUCGACAGGCAUGACCGUGUGUAUACUGUGUAUGCGUGCUGUACCCGGUCCAAUGCCAGGUGCCCACGCUGUGCGUCUUAACGAAAUCCCCCAGGCUCUCACGAUCCAAGACAUCUGAUAUCCACCGUGCACAGUGUUCAACGCAAUGCAAGGCGGAAAAAUGUCGCGCUCAUCUGUCUGGGUGCACACACCUGUGGGGAGUGGCGGGACGGCAGCGAAGCGUGUCGCUGCCCGCAGCUGCCGUCGCCUCUCACACUCCUCUGAUGGAACCAAGUCGCAUGCCAGAUCGUCCAGAAUGCCCUCCUGCACACGACCACACAGCGCACGUGUGUGAAUGGACAGAGACAAGUGCACUGACGGCUGCUGACCGGCAUUGAGGCGGGCGCUGACGCUCGCGUCACUUGUUCCCGCAGCCAUUCUGCCACCGGAGACUGGUCGCCCAGCCACUCAGACUCGGAAGCAUCAUUCUCACUCCGAGCGUCCCUGCCCUCCUUCAACGCAUCGUUUUUUCUCUUCUGCAGCUCCAUCCACAGCAGGGCGUCCUGGAGAAAGCUGUCCGACCGACCACUGUGGCCUUGUGUGUCGGUGACAUUCGUGUGCGAUUCGAGAAAGGCCGUGAAAGAGGGGAGGGAGUCGGUGUCGAUGUCUCCCGGGAAGGGCAGCUUUCUGCUGGCGAUAACGAGCAUGUCCACCAGCUUGUUGAAGAUGAAUGUUGGGCACGACAAAGGACCGGGCUUCUCGAACAAGGAAUAAAAUCGACCGCUGCCCAUCACCUACACACAAGACACGUGCACGUGUGUGUACAGGCUCGCUCAUGUGUGAAUAUCGCAUCGCAUCCUUACUCGCAACAGAGUCUCAACGCCGAGUAUGGAGCUGUUGAGGUCCAGACCCUCCUCGUCUGUCAGAUAACCGGCAGUCAAUAUGGGCUCACCUGACAUACGCAGUCGCAGACAAGCAGAUGAGACCCCCCUAUUCGUGUCCAUCCGUUUUCGCUUACCCCAUUCGCUCACAGUAACGUUGCCACGUGACUUGGGGACCACCGGAAACGAGAUGAAUGCGGCGACCCGCCUGCAUCCAUCCAUCCAUCCAUGGCACACACAUGGCACACACAGGGCCAGUUCUCUUUCCAUGUUGAUGUCUCGACUGCCCGCCCACCUGACACAGUCGAACACGGGAUGCAGGGGUGCACAAGCUAUCGAGUCCUCUUUGUCGAGGCACUCGGUCAGCAGCGAGACAAGGAAGUCCACUUCGCUGAUGACAUGCACAAACAACGGCUCAUGAGUGAGAGCGUGUGUGCUUUCAUCCGACAAUAUUGUAUGCGUACGGCAGAGCACGUAGGACGGGCGGGAAGAUCGCCCUGGUGGCCAGGAAGAGGCCGACUGCGUCGGUUCCUGACGCUUCCUCUGACAUGACGUACGUGCACUCGAGACUUGUGUCAGUGAUCCUGCACACACCACACAGGUACCGACGCGCGCACAAUGAGAGCCAGCCAGUGUUUAAACCCCGCCUGCCUUUCUGUGUUGUGUGUACCCAAAAUCCUCGGGACACUUAUCGCCGACGACCUUGAUUCCGCCAGCAAGGGCGACUGUGAUCGGGACACCGCCCUCGGGGAUGGGCUUUUUGAAGAAUACGCCAAUGGUCGACGCGAAACGGUCAUGCAGAUUCUGCCCUAUCCAGGCACACAUGCACACAGCAAAGCGACUACAGGCCUAUAGCCAAUCCCCAUGCCUACCUAAUUCAGGGAUGUCUUUGACGAUCUCUGUGCCCCUCCCCUCCAUGACCUUCUGCACCACGUCCUUCGGUCCGAUGCCGCUGUUCAUCCCCAGGACCGGCGAAAAGAUAGGACCCGCGGCGAUGAGGACCUCCCCUUUUGCCCGAAUGCAGGCCCGCUUUACGUCGCCAUCUUCCCUGGCCCUUCCCGUCUGUGCUAUGUCUCUCUUCCCCCCCUUGGCCGACAGCCCAGCAUUCGCUCGCGAGUCUAUGGGCUCCAACACAUCCGGCGAGUCGGCGUACACAACACAUGUGGCUCUCGGAUUGCCCGUCUCUUCAUUCUUCUCGAACUGAACGCGCAGCGCCGUUUGCCGAGUUAGGAUCUUCAGCCUCCUCGGCAGGCCAGGCGGAUUGGCAAGGCCCCCAAGCGCCAGAUCAUCUGAUGCGAAGCGCCUCCUGUCGGGCGAGAACUCCUUGCCGUCAUUUUCGAACUGGGAGAAGACGUUAAAUGAGCCGACGGAGAAGGUGGGGGAGGGACCGACGAACGGGUCAAAUCCCAGAUCUUGCAAGGAGGCUAUGUAUGCGGGUCCAUAGGUCUCAGGGAUUCCCAUGGGCUGGGCUAUCUGCUCGCGAACCCAUGCGUACGACUGCAGACACAGAUAAGGAAGCAGACCAACAUCGCCAUGAACAGACCGACCCUGGCCCAGUGGUUGACCUCGGUGACCAGCUGUAGGUCGAACUGGGCACCGAACUCCUCUCUCAAAUACUCAAAGUACUCCGGGGUCUCCUCUAUCUGAGAAAGAACACAUACGCCACACGUGCGUACCGACACGGCAUAAGUGAGCAUCCUCCCGUCUGCUCACACGCACCUGGAGACCUCCUGAGACAGCGGUGCCGCCCGAGAGGACAUUGGAGACGUGUGUGAUGGCCUUGUCCACAGUGCGGAUCUCUUGCGCCAGAUCCUUGUUGAUGAGUGCGCUGCCGAAUCCUGCGAUGGUGAGGGUUUCACUCGGGUUCUCCUCGCGCCUGCCUCCCCUUUCAAGCAGCAGCACCUCCUUGCCGCUCUCAGCAAGCGUGUACGCAAGCGGAACGCCGCUCGCACCUCCUCCGAUGACCACAUAGUCAAACAGUAAGCCCGCCUGCCGUCCGUCGUCGUGCAGUUGGGCGAUGGAAGGACUGAGGGAAGCAAAGAAGACGAGCGCGAAGGCGCCGGACUGUUUGCGGCUUCGCCGAUGCAUCCCAAUC
This is a messenger RNA of Vitrella brassicaformis, 3542 nucleotides long. Lineage: Eukaryota; Vitrellaceae. The record is from the annotation of a GenBank genome assembly.